AAAUUUAGGCGGGCAUCGGAGCUCCGGGGGAGCCAUUGGCUGAAAGUUUCGGGUCUCGGCGCGGCGGUUGGAGGGGCUUCCUGAGGAGGUUCCCGUGGCCUCCUUGCCAGGUGGGCUGCUCGAAGGAGGCGGCGGCCGCCGCCAGGUGUGCUCUCGCCCAGGUGUGCUCCCCGCGCGCGGCCGGAUGCCCUGCCAGGCCCCUCACCUCAGCGUGAGUGGCGGGCGAGGGUCGUCAGGGGGCAGGCAGGGCCGCUAGAUGCCCGGAGCCGGAGCCCCUCGCAGCCACCUCGGGAAGACCCCUCCCCCCGUCACGCACGCGCUUGGCCCACCCCGCCACCUGUGUUGUAUAACGAACAACCAUUAGUGACAUUGUUAUUACAGAAAGAAGAGGCUGUAGAGUUAAGAAAUUCUGUGACAAUGGAGAAACAGAGUUGUAUUAAAGAAAAUGAUGAAUAUGACGUUAACAGAAGACUGCAGAAAUUGAGAGUGGAACUGGAGGAAUGCUAUAGACAAGAGACUUUAAAAUUAAAAGAUACUUGUAUAAAAGAAGUGAAUAUAAAAUAUAAAAAUGAUAUUGAGCAGAUAAAAAAAGAAUUAAAUGCUGUUGAUUAUGAGGGAAAUGCUCAAAAUUUCAAUAUCGUUGUUAAUUUAAAUAAUAAACUGCAGGCAUUAGAAAUUGAUAGCUUCUUCUGCAAGGAACUUGAAAACUGCAUUGAAGACUUCAUGAGGAAACACUCUGAAAUUGAUUGGAAGUGUCAAACUCUGGUAGAAGAACUUAUGGUGCAGCUUAUCAAUACUGAAGAAAGGGCAAGAGAGUCAAAGCAUGAAAAGGAGAGUUUAAAUCAAGAGAUUGAAAAACUCAUCUCUUUAAAUCAGGAAUUAAAUGACAAACUUCUUCUUGAAACAGAGAAAAACAAAGGUUUACAUUAUAAGUAUGAUCAAGAUAUAUGUUUCUACAACAAGAAGUUAAAAGAGUUACAGCAAGAAACAGCCCAGUUACGAGAGGUAUUGGGGAGGCAGAAGACAAAACUCGAAGAGAUGCAGAGUGCACUGCAUCAAUAUGAAAAUGAAUUAUUGGAUUUGGCUAAUGGGGAAGAAGAUUGUUUGCAUGAUCUCACGGUAGACACUUUGAAAAAUGUGUUGGAAGAUGCAAGGCAGAACCUAAAUAAAAUCCAAGCCCUAAAGGACACAGAAAGUGUUGAGUCUGAUUAUUACUUAAGGGAUCACACAGUGGAACUCGAGCUAGAGGCUGUUACUGGAAACACAGAAAGGCAAGAGCAGUCGAGCCUAUUUAGCAGUCCUGGGCAUUCAGAUCUGAGCAGUUUGCUUGAAGAGACUUUAAAUGGAACGGAAUUCAGUGAAAAAGCUAUGACUUUACUUUGUCCUGGGUUUUGUUCACCAAAGAAAGAAACAGAAAAUCAAAAUGAUGUCAGUGACCAUCUGAUUGACUUGGGGACUGGAGAUUCUGUACCGAUAAAGCGGAGCAAUGAAAAGGGAUUUAUUUUUGACAAGGCUUUUCAGAAAGCUGGAGAAGAAGGAACUGCUGCGAUUACAAGCGUGUGCUUACAAGAACAGGAGGGACACGUCGGUUACAACGAAUCUCUCAGCCAAAAGAUGGAGAAGGAACUGGAACCGGAAAAGAAAAGAAAGCAAGGAGGUAAUAGUGGUUUAGUCAUUUGGGUUCAAGAAUUCAAGUGUGCGAUGCAAGAUUUAACAUCUCGUUCAUGGGAAGAAACGGUGAAGAACCUCCAGCAGGAAAAAGAAAAUUUAAUGGCCCAGUUGAGACUGCAGGAACAGUUAGUAAAAGACGUUCAGGAGCAAAAGACGGCCUCUGAUUCUGUGACCAGUGAAGUACAAUCUCUGUUUGGACGACAGCUGACAGUUUUGCAGAGGCAAAGGGAUCAAAUGCAAGGCCAGAUUGAUACUCAAAUGGCUCGGAAUAAGACCCUUUUUGAACUUCUUGGUCAAAAAGCUAUUUUAGAAAAAUUCUUUCUGAAAGAACAGGAGGAUCUCAAGUCUGAAAUGAGUUUCAAAGAACAAAGUUUGUCAUCCUUACUUAAGGAAAAAUCAGCCUUAGAAGAAAAGCUUUUUACAGUAGAACAGCAUCUGAAGGAAGCAAAAGAGGCUUUGGAGGAAAGCGGUAACAAAGUAGUGGUCCUUGAACAAACUGUUGAUGAGCUUAACAUGAAAAUGAAAAGCAUUCAAGAAUCAAACGUCUCUGAAAGGCUAGCAUUUGACGAGAAACUGAAAGCCAGUCGUUUGGAAUUACAGAAGCUUGGCACUGAAAUAACAUUGAAAGAUAGGGAAUAUGUUCAAAGGGAAAAGGAGUUGAGAGAAGAGGUGGCUUCUUUAAGGAAUGUUCGUUUGGAACUUGAAGCGCGUCUAGAGGAGACCCUGGCGAGUGUGCAGGAGUUGCAGGCUGAGUCCAGGAGGCUUCACAAGGAAGAGCUUAACAGGACCCAGUCUCUUUAUCAGUGCGAGCUUUCGGAUUUGAAGUCUCACCACCAGAAGAUGAUAGAAGAUCUAAAUGCAGAAAUAAAAGAGAACAUGGAAAAGCAGAAGCAGUUGGAAUUAGAUAGGAAAGAACAGAUUGGAAUAAUAAAAAAGCUUCAUGAACGAGAACAUGACCGUGAAGUAGCUGAGCUAGUCCUUCGGCACGAGGAGGAAAUGAAAGUGUUGCACACAAAAUUAAUGGAAGAGCAACAGCGGUUGUUGGAUGAAUUGCAUCAGCAAAUGGAGGCUGCGCAUGAAGAAGACAUGCAAGAAGCAGAGACUCUUCAUAAUCUUAAAGUGGAAGCUUUAAAAUUAAGUUCAAAUAAUUCACACGCCUCUCAGUUGGAGCUCAUCCAGAGCAAUCUGAGGAAGGAAAAGGAAACUGCUCUUGUGGAGCUGCGCGAGAUGCUCAACGACAGGCACGCCCAAGAAGUAGCAGUUCUGCAAAACCGAUGCCAGUUUGAUCUGGAGCACAUUGAAGAACAACAUCUGAAGGAAAAGGAAGAAAUCAUUUCAAAGCAUCAAAGUGACCUAGAUAAAGAGAGGGGAAGAGUAGCAUUGGAAAUGGAGCAGAAGCAUGUCAAAGUGUUAGAGAGUCUUAAAAAAGAAUGGGCAUUGAAUAUAGAAAUCAGUUGUAAAAACAUAUCUGAAGAGUUAUCUGGAAAACAUCAGACUGAGCUGCGUGAGAUGAAACAGACCCAGAAGUCAGAACUUGAAGAAGUAAAAGGAAAUUUGCAGAGUUUGUGCCUUGCAAAAGAACAAGUUGAAAUGAAAUAUAAAAAUCUGGAAAAUCAGUAUCUGGAAAAUCAGCUUGCCAUGACGAAGCUGCAGACCGACCAUGCCCAAGAAUUGCAAGACAUCAAAGAAAAGAGCAAAAAACGUGAAGAAGCAUUACAGCAGGAGAUACAGGAAUGUCACACUGUACUUGAAAAAUUAAAAGUAGAGUCACAAGGUGAAAUCAAGCGACUCUGGUGUCAACUGGACAGUGCACGAGCAAGCCGGCAGGAUCUAAGUGAGUUAAAAGAACAGUUACUGGCUCGCUCAUCACAUGUGGAAGAAAUGGAAAACUUGAAAAAAGAUUUUCAAAUUAAGUGGGAUAGAAAAAGAAACGAACAUGAAAAUGAACUGGAACAAUUAAGACUUUAUUUUGAAGAGAAGUUAAAGGUUCUGGAAGAAAACUACAGAGAAGAAUUAACAAUGCUUAAUCAGCGGAUGCAAGAAGGAAAGGAUGAUACUCUACUGGAGAUUGAGAAUGGCCAAGAUGAACACGUGGACUUGGGCCCGUCUGUCACACUUUUAGAAGAGAUGUCUGAAAAUGAGCGACGGGAUCUCUUUGAACAGCUCACUGUCCAACUGGAGCACCAUAAGGAUGAACUGUCUUGUUUACAGCUGCAUUUGGAUAAAAAACACAAAAGUGAGCUCGAGUUGCUGAGAUCUUCUCUCACUCUCCAAUACCAAGAGACUCUGUUGAAGGUGAAGAGGGACCUCUCUGAUAGAUGCACGUGCGAAAUGGAAGAACUGAACAGAAAACACUGCUUACAUCUCGAACAGCUCCGUGCCAGGCUUUCCGAGGAGCACCUCAGAGAAAUGACUAAAGUUCGCCUGCAGAGUGCUCAAGAUGCCGCUCGUCAAAUAGAAAUGGAGGUAGCUGAACGACUGGCAGCACUGGAAAACGAAUACAAAGUUAAAUGUGGAUUUCUUGCAGCUGAGAGGGAAUCUGUUUCCAUCCAACAAGAAGAAUUAAAAAAACUCAGGAGAGAAAAUUGUAAAUUGAAGGAAAUGAGUGUACAGGAAGAAACCCUUUUGAAAGACAAACUGGAACAGAUUAAAUGUAAACUCAUUGAAGACCAUGUGAAUGAAUUAAGAAAAGCUAGAGAAGAGGUACAUGAACUAGAAGAAAUUCACAAAGCCAAGGCUGAAGAAUGGAAACAGAAAUGGGAGGUCUUGAACAUGAAGAUGGAAGAGAAAUUACUGUUGUACCAAGAGAUUGAAAACCAGGCAGAAUCUGAGAAGCAAGCCUUGCAAAAGCAUUUUGAACUUCGUGAAGCUGAGAUGACUCGCCUUCAAGAGCAGCAGGCCGCUAAACUCACACAGCUGGAGAAAUCCCUGAAGGAGCAGCAGAACAACGUCCGGCAGCUGGAGGAUGCUUCAGCAAAUGCCCAGAAGGCUUUGGCUCAGUAUGACAGUGAACUAAACUCCGCAAAAGCUCUCAUGGCCACAGAGGUGGAAAAAGCGAAAUGUGUUUUCCAAGCAAAAUGCAGCGCUGAACUGGAGGAUGCAGAGAACAGGUUUACAGAAGACAGUAAAGCUAUGACUAAAAUGUUUACUGAAGAACGUGAACUGCUUCUUCAGCAGCUAAGAGAAAAGCAUUUUGGUGAGCUGGAUUCUCGGGAGAAAGAGCUGGAGUAUAAACAUAAGGAACAGAUUUUAUCCCUUACAGCAGAUCUACAGGCGCAGCACCAAGCUGAAAUUGAAACCCUGAAAUCUACGUUAAAAAGGGAACACGAGAUUAAUUUGGAAACAAGGAUCAGUAAUAUGCAAAAAAAAUAUCAAGCCCAAAUGACAGAGAUAGAGAAUAAGCAUCUGUCAAAUUUGGAUACUUUGGAGUCUGCAUAUCUCUCUGAAAUUCAGCUCCUGCGGGACGAGCACAAGCAAGCUGCUGAAAGUUUGCAGGCUGGUUUACAAGAACAGCUACUUAAAACAGAUCAGACAAAUCAGGAGCUCUUAGCGCAACAUCUAGCGAAGAUGGAACAUAAAAAUGCUGAAGAGCUGCAAGUUUGCCAAGAAAAUCUGAAAAUAGAGCUGGCCUCAGCUCACAUAGAAGAACUUAAAAUAAUUUCUGCUGAAAUGGAAGAAGCUCAUAAGGAAGAUUUAAAUGCAGAGCUGGAGAAACAAAGAUGUUUAUUAGAGCACGAUUAUCACAAAACCUUGGAUUUGUUGCGGCAAGAAAUCCUCCUUAUGGAGGAGCAGCAUAAACAGGCCAUGCAGGAGCUGCGGGAGCUGCAUGUUGCAGAGAUUCAGAAGGCAGAAGAACGUGGGCAUCAGCUGCAGAGAGAGCGAGAGCGGCACAACUCAGACAAAAGCCAGUUAGAGGAGAAAAUCAGAUCUUUAAACAAAGAGAAUGAAGAAGCUCAUGCUGAACUGAAGAACCUGCAGCAACGGGACAGUGAGAACCGUGAAAGAGAGUCAUUAAUAGUUUCGUUAAGAUCUGAUAUUGAACUUUCUAAAAAUGAACGCCACAAACUGCAUGGGUGUAAUCAGCAGGCUUUAAGGUUGCUUCUGAUAAUGGUGAAAGCCACAAAAGAGGUAGAAAACCUUAUCUGCAAGAGAACUGGUCUUUGGCUUGAGGACAGCCUGGCAUCUGGAGAUUCAAGAGAGAGUCAUGGUGCAAUUGGAGAAAUGGCACUGUCUCCAAAAAUGAUGUCAAAAUGGGACAUGAAGAAAAGUGAGACAGUUCACCAAGGGCAAGUUCUUGACGAAAUUCUGCCUGAACAAAGCUUUGAGCCUUCAAUGCCUGAUGAAAUAUCUGAAUUGAGUGAGCAUUUAUGUGAAAGUAUUUUUGAAAACCCAGACCUGGUAUUUGAAAAUGAAGAGCGGAUCCAUAAAAUUUCUCAUUCUUUGCAUAUUGCUGUGGAAAAGCUUCUAGAACUGCUUGCAGCUUCAACUAAACAAAAUGAACAAGAAUUGAACCGUAGGAAUUGGGAAGCCUGCCGGGUGGUCAGGAAACACCAUGAGCUCAUGGAGUGCUUGAAUGAAGAGAGUGCAGCAAAGAACCAGCUGGUGUUGGAGCUUCAUAAAGCCAGAGGACUCAGUGAAGGCUGUUUGGCAGAGAAAGACGUCUUGGAAGCAGCCCUGCGUGUGAAAGAGGAGUCUGAGCUCCGUCUCGUUGUAGAAUUGGAGAGCUUGAAAACCCAAUUCCAAGCUUUAACGCAAGAACAUACAAGAUGCACUGAGGAGCAGAAGUUAAUAAUAAGCCAAAAUAAAGCUUUGGCUGCCAAUUUAGGAGAGAGAGAAGUGGACUUAUUGAAGGAAGUUGAACGUCUUUCAAAGGCAAAGUUGGAACUGCAGUGUCAGGCAGAAAAGGACUGCGCCACCUUGAAUGCGCAGCUGAAAAUUUUAGAAAUAGAACUGGAAGAGCAACUGAACAAAAAUCAGAAGGCGGCAAUGAUGUCGUUGGAAGCUGUUGAUUACAAACAACAGAUACAAUCCCUUGAAAGACAGUUGAAGAGUCAACGGGAUUUUAUGGAUAAACAAGCUGUUGAACGAGAGCAUGAACGUGAUGAAUUUCAGGAGGAAAUUCAGAAGCUGGAAAUGCAGUUAAAACAAGCAGAAAAAAACCAGGCAACUGAGCAGUCCAGACUGUUGGUAGAGUCCCUCUAUGAUGAAAUCAAAGAAAGAACGGAUGAUUACAACAAGCUGCUCUUAGCUAGAGAGCAGAUGCAGAAAGAACUUACUGUUCGGAAGGAAGAAAUGGAGAAACUGGCAGCCAGGGUCAGAGCACUGGAGAGCCUGAAUGCGGAAGAGGCCCGGAACGUCCAUCAGCUGACACAAGAAGCACAGAAAAUGAAAAAAAUGGAAGCUGAGUGGAAAGAAGAUCAGGAAGCAUUGCAGCAGCAACAGUACAAUAAUUUGAUUCAGAUUUCUACUCUGCAAUCCAAACUGGAUGAAAUCAGGCACAGAGUGCUUCCAGAAGAGAGUUUGGAUCAUGUAUUACAGGGAGAGUUAAAAGUGCAAGAGGCGCUUUUAACAAAAAAAGCAGAAGUUUCAAACUUGUUAGAGCAACUCAAACAAUUUGAAGAGGAUUUGAUCAAUAAAGAUGAGGAAAUCCUGCACCUGAGUUUAAAGUUUGAAGGGGAGAAAAGCAACUAUGUCUCCAAAAUAAUCCAGCUCCAAGAAGAAAAUGCAUGCCUGAAAGAAAACAUUGAAAAACUUCACCUGGGAGAGAGUCCGGCAGAUAGUGAAUUAGCUCUUCUCCAGUUUCUCAAGACCUUACUUGAAGAAAAGAAUCAAGAAACGGAUCAUUUGAAUAAGCAGAUUGUGCAGCUAGAAGAUGAGCUUGGAAGCUGCCAGGAAAACCAGGUUUUGGAAAAGCAGAAGUUGGAAAUUGAGCACCUGAAAUCAGUUAUAGAACAUCUUCAUGCUGAUGAGGAACAAUUGGUAAGAGAUAAAUCAGACGAAAUAGAACAGCUCCAUGGAAUAAUUGCAACUCUUCAAAAAGAGCUAGAACUUUGUGAACCCUUAAAUGAUGAGCUUGAUGACAGCCAAGACCAUUCUAAUACCCUUGUACUGGAAGAGCAGGGAGAGGAGCUUCAGAACGAAUGGCAAAGCUCAUCACUGGAGAAUCUCGGAAACAGAGGUGGAAACUCCAGCUCUUUCCUCCUUCAGUCCAACCAGGAACAACUUCAAGGACAGCUAGAAAGAGUUUUGGCUGACAAAGAAGCUUUGCAGCAGCUGCUUGAAGAACAAGAAUCAAAGUUUAAAGUGGUGAUAACAAAUCUAGAACAAAAACAGAAGAAUGUUCAAGAGUCUUCUGAACAGUACUUCAAAGAACUGACAGAUUUACAACGACACUAUAAAGAACUACAGGAAGACUACAAGCGUUUGGAAGCGUGCAUGGCACAAAGAAGUACCGAUCUUACUGUUGCUACUUCCUCCAUUCGGGACCUUGAGGGUAAAUUGAGAGGAUGGGAAGCAAAACUUUCAGAACACGACUCGCACCUGCAGACGGUGUCCAAGCAGAAGGCGGAGCGAGCAGCUGAAGUUCUGCGAGAAAAAGAAAAGGUUGAGCAGCUCGAAGAUCAGUCCAAGGGCUUAGUGGAUGCCCUGCGUGACAAAGAGGCCGCCUGUCAUAGUGAGAUUAGUGAACUCAGAGCUGUUGCUGUGGAACUUAAGUCUCGGACUAAGAAGUACACGGAAGAACUGGAAGCACUUAGAGCCGAGAGAGCUCUUUUUCACCAACUGCUGCAGUUUUCCACAGAAGAGGACCAAAAUGAAAUUAAACCCCCUGCAUUGGUGCCAGAAGGCGAUGCCUUGCAGCUUUUCCUAGAAACAGAGGAAGGGGGAGAAAAGGAAGAUCUCCGUGGCAAGCCAGCAGCAUCCAUUAAAGCUUCUUCCAGUGGUGAAUUGGAAAAUGAUGUUCUAGUGACUGAUCUAAAGACCUCCAGCAAAAAUUUUAAUAUUCAGGGCAAACAUCUUGAAGAAAUGCUUUGGACCAAAGAAGCAGAAACAGCAAACAAUGUCAAGGAACAACACAAUUUACAACCACAAACACUGUGGCUUACUCAGACCCCAAAUGAUGGGGUGUGCAGGUUGAACAACGUUUCACAAGACAUGCAGCUCACUCACAAAAUACCAGAAAACUUCCAAAAGAUGAUCAUGGAUGAGACUUUGUGGGACUCCCCUGAGAUGAUGAGAGAACAAGGUAACAGUCUGGAGCUCCCAGCGAGUGUUCAUCUAACGCCCUUCUCCGAAAUGGACGGUGUGCACAGCGUAGGUUUUGGAAGCCUGUGUUCCGAGUCCCCAGUCCUACAAUCAGACUCCUCUGGGUUACUGAGGGGCUUCCAUUCCUAUUCUCAUGACAAUCAAGAAAUAGCGAACAUUCUCCCCUUCCAGUUACCAGCAUUCUCAGGACCUACCUUCUUGGACACCGAAUACAGCAGCGGCCAGGAAAAUAUUUCAGCAAGAGAUGCUGAAAACUUCACUCUGAUGCCAUCUGAAUUGCAAGAUGAUUUAAGAUCAGCGAUGUCCAAGCUUGAGGGGGCAGGUACUGGCUUUGACUGCCGUGCUAAUACAGAUUUAGCACUUCAACGUAAUAAUGAAAUUGCAAAAAUGACAGCGUACCAAGAUGGCAGCAUCACACAGUGUCUUGGAAUGGUUCCAGAUGUCACUGAACCAGCAAUGAAAGACGCAGAAGUGUUUUCGCAGAAGUUAAAGAACAUGCUGAAGAUGGUCUAUGAAGAAAGCUACAAAAUUCUUGAUUUGUCAGAAAAGAACCUGCCUGUUAGGGAAGAAAAAAGUGCUCCGCAGUCUCCGCUGUUGGAGGGGUUGCAAAAAGAGGGCCUCACCUUGCUUGAGGCAGUCCAGUCGCUGAAGUAUCACCUCAACGCACGGCCAGAUAAAGAAGACGAGGAAUAUCCAUCUGCUUUUUUUGACUGGAGAGGAGACCUCCUGCAGGCUGUCCAGGGGGUGCUGGAAAGGGAGCGCACCAUGUUGCAAAGCUACUUGCAGUCACAUUUUUGCAAUUCUGGAUCUGGAGACAAAGGACCUUUGGUAGAAAAGCUGGAGCACAUAGCAGAACAGCAGGAAAGGCAGCAGAAGGUAGUUCUGGAGCAUCUUUUGUCUUCAGACAGAAAUGGCCUGCUCACGGAAAUCCAAGACCUUCAAGCCCAGCUGCGACUGAUGCAUCUUCAAAACCAGGAAAAGCUGCAGCAGCUCCAAGAGAGUCUUAUUAAUGCAGAGAAUCACGGAAGCAAACAAGAGCACCAGCUUCGAAGGCAAGUUGAACUACUCGAAUAUAAACUUCAGCAGGAGAAAUCCAUUGCAAGUGACUUGCAGACCUCUCUAAAAAGUGAGCAAGAAAAGGCCUCUGAGGUGCACAAGCUUCUGAAACAGGAACACGCGGCAGUUAUGAACUUCAGACUGGAUCUCUCUGAAAGCAAGAAAGCAAAUGAGAAGCUUCAAAAGGCUCUGCAGGAUCUCCAAAAGGAUGUCAUCACGUACAGUUCUGCUCUGGAAAGCAAAGAGAAAAGUAUGACUGCUGUCCUUCAAGACUUGCAGAGUGAACGCUUGAAAGAAAAGGAACUACAGGCUACGUUAGAUGAACAACAGCGACAGCAUAAGAUACAAGAGGAUGAAAAUUCAAAAGCAACAGAGGAGCUCCAGGCUGCCUUGGAACUACAAUGUAUUCAAAACAGCCAGUUGUCCGUGGCUUUAGAGCAUGAGCAGACGGCAAACAACAAUCUUCGUAAAGAACUUCAAAUUGAGCAUUCUCGCUGCGAGGCCUUGCUGUCCAAAGAACAGAAUAAGUCUUUGGAACUCCAGAAAACUAUAGAUGCUGAGAAGAGCCGCAGUUUAGAGCUUUCAAGCUCUUUGAACCACGAGCGUGUUUUAACAGAACAGUUGAGCAUGAGAAUAAACGACUCUUGUCAGCACAAAGAUUCAUUGCAAAAGCUGCAAGCUCAGUUGUCUAUCGAGCGGUCCCAUGCCAGGGAACUGGCAGCCAUAAUUGAGAAGACACAACAGCAAACUCUUGAGUCCAAGAAACAGAUGGACAAAAGGCAACUGUGCAAAGAACCUGAGAGAGAACACGACCUCUUCAGCAGUCUCCAGAUUACACAGGCAUCGCUGCAAGCUCAGAAGCAGGACAUUAUCCGUGCCUUGGAGACAGAGAGGGGAAAAGAGGCCCAAAGGAGGAGGGAAUGGGAACAGCUGCAGGCAGUCCUCCGAUCCCUCAGGGGUCCAGAGAACGCGGCAGAACAAGAGGCCAGGGAAGCAAAGCAAGAGCAGCAGUGGAGGGUGCUGGACAGGCUGAAGGAACUGCAGGAAGCUCAAGAAAGUCAGCUGGAAUUACAGCAGUGGCACAACACUGGAAGAAUUGAGGAACUGCAGCACAUGCUGGAAGAGCUGAAGGAGCAGGAACGAUACCUUCUUGUUCAUAAAAAUCAGCACAAACUUCCUUCAUGUCCUUCAAAAAAUUGUGCCACCAACUCAGCACUGCUGCUAAUGGAACAGCAGAAACUAGAAAACAUCAGAGGACAGUUGCUCGUUGCUGCCACCUUCCUCUCGGAGUUUGCAUAUAAAAAUAUGGACAAAACACUUCUCUGGCCUGCUCCGGAGGACGAAGCUGUUUCAGCCUUGUUGCGUACACUUGAGGACCUGAAAGCAGAAUUACUGACUUCUUCCAGACCUCUGGUCACAUCUACAUCUAUUAUGAAUUCUAUUCAAGACUUGGAAAGAGUUGCAUGGCCACCAGAAAGAGCUGUUUCUCAGAACAGCGUGAAAGCAUCAGAAUAUGAAAUAACAAAAACUAUUUCUGUGUCUGAAAAUAAGUCAACCGCGGGUUCUUCCAACCUAAAGCUUCAGAAGUUAUACAGGAAAUAUUUGCGAGCUGAAAGCUUUAGGAAAGCUCUCAUUUAUCAGAAAAAAUACCUUCUGCUUCUCCUGGGUGGAUUCCAAGAAUGUGAGCAAGCAACGUUAUCCCUCAUAGCACGUAUGGGCAUCUUCCCCUCCCCUCCAGACCUGCAGGUCUCUGAAUCACGGAGCCGUCCUUUUACGAAGUUCAGAUCUGUCGUUAGAGUGGUCAUUGCAAUUUCAAGGUUGAAGUUUCUGGUGAAAAAAUGGCAUAAGGUCAGUAGGAAGGAGUUGGUAUCGGAAACCUAUUUGCAUAGGAUGGGACACAACACAUAUCCCAAAGGCAAAGCAGAGGCCCUCGAGCAACGGCAGCUUUUCCCGGGUGAUGAUAUGGAGCCUCCUGGAACUCGAGACACUGGAUGCGGCAACAGGAACGGCCUCGUGAGAACUGGGAACGGCUCUCCUAAAACACCACCUCAAAUGAAUGUCCAGUUCACUCGCUGCUGUUCUCAAGCCUCAUCUAAGGAUCCUGAACAUUCAUUAGCUGAAUACAUUUCUCAUUUGGAGGCCAUUCAACAAAGGCUAGGAAUGCUCCUGCCAGAACCAGAGAGGCUGUAAGUGUGUCCCGAGUCCGCCCUGGGUCUUCCUGGAACUGCAGACACUUGAGGCCGCUCCUUUCUCUGCCAGCGAGUGACCGACUCACACCAUCCUCGCGCCUGAAAGCACAGUUGAAUAAAAUGUUCUGAAUAUCUGUGUGAUAGUUUUGCAUCAGAGUUUUAACAAAUGUUUUCUAUACCUAAAUGUUUUUAUACUUCGGGAGUAGUGACUGCUCUGUUCAAAAGCAGUGCUUCAAAAUUUUAUUUGAAAUAACAAGGGGAUAACUUAAGACAAGCCUGUCUUGCUGUCUCAUAAAUGUCCACUUAUUUUUUCACCGAAUAAUUCAUUUUCUUUUUACUAAAGAAUUCAUAAACAGUUAUUAAAAGACUUGUAAAAUUUUA
Molecule: messenger RNA, 12560 nt
Organism: Sphaerodactylus townsendi
Lineage: Eukaryota; Metazoa; Chordata; Lepidosauria; Squamata; Sphaerodactylidae
Gene: PCNT
Product: pericentrin
Exons: 45
Coding region: 418-12180 (3920 amino acids)
Biological process (GO): signal transduction
Molecular function (GO): zinc ion binding; molecular adaptor activity
Source: RefSeq, a predicted model, not a curated record